Messenger RNA from Chelonoidis abingdonii (Abingdon island giant tortoise), 565 nucleotides. RefSeq names its product RNA polymerase II, I and III subunit F (gene POLR2F). The record is from RefSeq and is a predicted model, not a curated record. Gene Ontology annotation, biological process: tRNA transcription by RNA polymerase III; transcription by RNA polymerase I; transcription by RNA polymerase II. Lineage: Eukaryota; Metazoa; Chordata; Testudines; Testudinidae. Gene Ontology annotation, molecular function: DNA binding. Gene Ontology annotation, cellular component: nucleus; RNA polymerase II, core complex; RNA polymerase III complex.
GGUUGCUUGUUCUGUGACGACUCCUUGCCGCUGGGGCUCUGCGGGUGGUAUCGCGUCGCGAGAGUCUCGCGCCGGGCCAGCAGCAUGUCCGACAACGAGGACAACUUCGAUGGUGACGACUUUGACGAUGUGGAGGAAGAUGAAGGGCUAGAUGACUUGGAGAACGCAGAGGAGGAGGGUCAAGAGAAUGUAGAAAUCCUUCCAUCUGGAGAGAGACAGCAGGCAAAUCAGAAGCGGAUCACAACUCCAUACAUGACCAAAUAUGAGCGAGCCAGAGUCCUGGGCACUCGUGCACUCCAGAUAGCGAUGUGUGCUCCAGUCAUGGUAGAGUUGGAAGGAGAGACAGAUCCUCUGCUGAUUGCAAUGAAAGAACUCAAAGCUCGGAAGAUUCCCAUAAUCAUCCGCAGGUACCUGCCAGAUGGAAGCUAUGAAGACUGGGGCGUGGAUGAGCUAAUUAUCACAGACUGACCUGCUUCCUGUCAUUGUCCCUGGUUCCUCCUUCACUUGCAGAUGCUUUUAUUUUUGUUUAUAUUUGUGUAAAUAAAUAAUAAACCCCCAUUUUUAA